Sesamum indicum (sesame) is the source of this 1492-nucleotide messenger RNA. RefSeq names its product pumilio homolog 18. Gene Ontology annotation, molecular function: mRNA binding. Gene Ontology annotation, cellular component: cytoplasm. The record is from RefSeq and is a predicted model, not a curated record. Gene Ontology annotation, biological process: post-transcriptional regulation of gene expression. Lineage: Eukaryota; Viridiplantae; Streptophyta; Magnoliopsida; Lamiales; Pedaliaceae.
AGUACACGUCCCAAGCCCAUAAUCCUGGGCAUGAGGAUCUCAUGGGUUCUACGGGUCAUCAACAUUGGUCUUUGGGUCCACAUGCACCAGAAACUUUGGCUGCUACAACUUCAAUCGGACAACCAACAGUAAAUUCUUUUUACGAUCGUCCAUCAACAACAUCUAACUUCGUCCACCAGUUCAGCAGCACACCACUUUUGUAUGGUGAUCCAAGGAUUAGGCCUAUGAUGCCAUACAAUCAGUUUGGGGGACUACAUCCUAGUAACAUGUGCUCUCCGAGGAUUCCUAGUAGCCUGCCGAAUGAUCAAGGCGUGAGCCAGCCCUUCCCACAGGCCGGACCUCUUGAUGCAAGCCAUUUGGAACAAAUUUUAAAAGGGGGUGCUCAUGAGCAGAAGGAAAGUUUAGUUUCUAUACUUGAGCACUCGAUUUUUAUGUUGAUGUUGGAUAGACGGCUGCAUUUUGUCUACAAAAUGCUCAUCGAUGCAUGCGAAGGCCAGCAGUUGGAUUCGCUCGUCAGGAGGGUGUUGUCGCAAGGGGAAUACUUUGUCAGUUCAGCAUUUUGCAAACAAGGAGCUAGUUCAAUCAUCAAACUCAUCAGAAAAGUGAAGAGGACACCUCAUGCCUUCGCCAUAGCAAGACUUCUAUCGACUAGAUUCAUGGAUAUAAUGACUCAUCCUACGGCCAGGAAUGUGAUUGUACAGUGCCUAGUCCUCUUUCGAAGUCAGCCUAAUGAGAUACUCUACGAGAACGCAAUAUAUCAUUUCAGAGACUUGGCCAUACACGAUGUGGGAUGUCGAUCACUGAAUGACUGCAUCAAUUUGAUCGGGGGAGAACAAAGAAUUACGCUACUCAAUCAUAUUGCAGACGUCUCAGAUUAUCUAUCAUAUGAUCCAUACGGGAACUAUGUUGUCCAGAAUUUACUCAGCAUCAGAAACAUGGACAUUAGUAAUAGAAUAACAGGUCGCCUCCAAAACCAGUUUAUACGAUUGUCAGUGAUAAAAGGAGGCAGCCAUGUUGUGGAGAAAUGCAUGGAAGCUUCGGACAGCGGGAUUAUUGCUGUCGUAGAAGAAAUAUUAGAUUGUCCUAAAGCACCCCUUCAACUUGCACGAGACCAAUUUGGAAACUAUAUCAUUCAAGCAGCCUUAAAGAAGACUAAGGAGCAUGGUCUUAACAGCUUUUACAAUGCUCUCGUGCGACGUCUUGAGCCUCACCGCAGAGCAAUUUGCCGAACCGCAGGUGGAAAGAAUGUGUUGAGUAUUCUGGAAGCAAAUGAAGAUUAACUCGAUCGAGAUGCAAUGGAAGUGAUGGCUGUGGUUGUCAAGGGAAGUAUGAUUGAUGUACAGACGAAACUGCUGUUCCUUUUGGAGGAAUAAUGAGAGCUUAUGUACUGCUCUAGUGUAGCAUCAGUAAAGCUGAUGAUUCUGUUCCUUCUUUUUCUUUUUUUCCUGUUUCUGAUGACUAUGGAUUCGUGAAUGGAACAACUUUUCUUUUG